Molecule: messenger RNA, 3858 nt
Organism: Monosiga brevicollis MX1
Lineage: Eukaryota; Choanoflagellata; Craspedida; Salpingoecidae
Exons: 30
Coding region: 1-3858 (1285 amino acids)
Biological process (GO): transmembrane transport
Molecular function (GO): transmembrane transporter activity
Source: RefSeq, a predicted model, not a curated record
AUGGGAUGCGCCUCCCCGUCGUCGUGUGUGUGUGUCUCUCUCUCUCAACCGAGCUCGUUGUUGGUCGUUGUGCCUUUAGAGACAUCGGCCCCCCGCGUGCGCGUCAGGCGUUCAAGCUGCAAAGGGAUGGACAAGGACACAGAUCGGCUGCUGCCGCCCGAGCCGCGGGAGCGGCAGACAAGCUCUCGCUCUAACCAGAGCGUCGUCAGCGAGGAUGAGUUUGUCUACGAGGGCUGCAAUGCCUGCAAUCCCGUCCAUUGGAGCCACCGCUUCAUCUUUCUUCUUCUGAUCUGCUUCUUGUCCUUUGGCAACUACUUUGUCUAUGACAACCCCGCCGCGCUUCAGUCACAGUUCAAAAAGGAUAUGGACAUUAACACCAGUCAAUUUAUGCUCAUGUACUCCCUCUACUCCUGGCCCAACGUCGUCCUUUGCUUCAUUGGCGGGUUUCUGAUGGACAAGGUUCUUGGUCUCCGUCUCAGCGCCAUUCUCUUUGCCUCUUUCGUCGCUGCAGGACAGUGUGUGUGCGCGGUCGGUGCUUCCAUUGGAAGCUACCCCCUCAUUCUCGUCGGUCGCCUCAUCUUCGGUCUCGGUGGCGAGAACCUUGCCGUGGCCCAGAACACUUAUGCCGUGUCAUGGUUCAAGGGCCGUGAACUAAACAUGGUCUUUGGUCUCCAACUCUCUUUCAGUCGUGUUGGCAGCACUGUCAACAUGAUCACCAUGGGUCCCAUUUACAACGCCAUUGGCGAUGGCGAGGGCGGCCACCGUGUUCUUGGUACCGCCCUCUGGGUUGGUGCCGCCCUUUGCAUUUUUAGCUUGCUCACUGCUUUUGCUGCUGCCUUUCUGGACCGCCGAGCGCAACGGAUUUUGGGGCGUGGCGCCGCUGAAGUGGGCGAAAAGAUUCAGCUCAAGGACAUUCUUUCCUUCCCCUACAGCUUCUGGCUCAUCUCCAUCGUUUGCGUUGCCUACUAUGUGGCCAUUUUCCCCUUUAUUGGCCUCGCCUUGGCACUGUAUGAACAAAAGUUUGGCCUGCCAGCUGGCACCGCCUCAACCGCCAACAGCCUAGUAUAUACCAUUUCUGCCGUGGCUUCCCCACUCUUUGGCUACGGCGUGGACUUGUUGGGCCGUAAUCUGACCUGGUGUUUGGUGGCCAUCGCCACGACGCUCGGCGCACAUGCACUUCUUGCAUAUACGUUCAUCAACCCCUUUGUACCCGUGGUGAUCAUGGGUAUUGCCUAUUCCAUGUUGGCCAGCGCGCUGUGGCCGAUGGUGGCCUAUAUCGUCCCCGAGCAUCAGCUUGGCACGGCGUACGGCUUCAUGCAGGCUGUCCAGAAUCUGGGUCUUGCCGUGAUCAGCAUGGUCUCUGGCCUUAUCAUGGACUCAAAGGGCUACUUGUGGCUCGAGGUCUUCUUUUGUGCUUGCAUUUGCCUGGCACUGAUGACCUGUGUCCUUUUGUACCUGGACGAUGCGGCCAAGACGGGCCCGCUCAACUUGAGUGCGCAAGUCCGUCAGCAGAUUGAAGAUGCUGCCAAAAGUGCCGCCGAAAUUAAGCAAGAGGAAAGCGUUUAUGAGGACCGUCUCGUCAAGCCGCAAUCGCGAAUGCAGUUGCGCAACCGUCUCAUGUCCAAGCUGGGUCUUCAGUUGCCAGCUGGCGUGGCUCAGUCGAUGAUGGCCCGGAAUGAGCAACAACAACAACAACAACAACAACAACAACAACAACAACAACAACAACAACAACAACAACGAAAGAAGACGCUGGCCAAAGCGAGCGACUUGGGUUCAAAAGCGUACCUCGACAUGGCCGAGCGCCACCCAGGAGCCGUUGACGGUUGCGAGGAGCUGAAGUUUCUGCUGCACAGCCGGACUGGCAAAGAAGGACUGCAUUUGCGGCCGUCUCAGUCUCAAGCUGACCGUUACAAGAAGAUGGCGCGUCAGGCGGCUGGCGAGCCGGCGCAGGCGGCGCUGGCCGAUAAGGAUGCGCUCGCGGGGCUGAGAGCCUUUCUGGCCGAUGCCGAUGAUCGAAUCGCUGCCCUGGAAGCCUCGACCAGCAGCGAGGUCUCUGACAUGCAGCUCGACUCCGCCAAUACCUCCUUUGAUACGCUGCGUGAGAGUAUUGAGGAAUUGAAAAAACAAGUUCAUGUUGCAGAGGCACGCGCAGCUCGGCUCGAGAAGGAGCUCGUGGCUUCGGAGAUGCAGAUCGAUGCCGUCACACAUGCCAAGCAAGAGCAGCAACAGGUUUUGCAGACCCUGUUUCGAGCACCCCAAACCUGGCGCUUGCCCGCAGCCACGAAGCAUGCGCUGCAACAGGGACCCCAGACAGCCGUCAACCGUUGCAAGCUGCAGUUGGAUGUCGUUGCGGGCCAGUACAGCGCCGAUCUGGACAGCCUGGCCCACCAAGUUGCUGAGUUGCAGAGUGCCAGCGAAAGCGAUGCUAGUCAAAUGCACGAGCUGCACGAGCAGCUGGUUUCUGCACGCACCGAGCUCGCUCGUACCAAGGCCCACCUGAGUGUUUUUGAAGAGUCUGCCUCCCCAGACGAGGCGCAACGACUGAUGUUGCGGGACCGCGAACGGCUGGUACAAGAUGUCAACCAACUCACCCGCGAACUAACCGAGGCCAAGAAGCAGCUUGCAGGGGCCGAGGCGUUCAAAGACGCACAGCAUGCUCUGGAGCUUGCGCACAGCGACGCACAGCACCGUGCUGAGGUCAUGGCGGAGAAGAACGCCCAUCUUCAAUGGGAGGUACGAUCGUUAGCUUUGGACUAUUGUAUCAAUGCACGCAAGAAGCAGAUCCGUCGCUUCACCACCUUUUGGAUUUCGUCGCAGAUGGCCAACUUGCAGGAGCAACUGCAGUCGCUACAACACCAGCGCCGGCGCGAGGAACAGGAAACAAACAAUGCCCGAGACAUGCUGCGUGAGCAGCAAUGUAUCGUCGAAGCCUUGCAGUGCGUGUUGUGGGCUUUUAUCUUUGUCAAAACACCAAGCAUGCGCUGCGACCUAGUUUCACCGUCCAUGCUGGCUUCCAGGGCGCAGUCGCGCGAGUCUUUGCAGAAGGAGUUUGAUCGCCAGCUGCAGGAGAUGACCAAAACGAAUCAACAUGAGAUGCAACUCAUCAAGGCACGCAGCACCGAGGUCCACCGUCAGGAAACGGCUUCCCUUACCCGGGAGCGUGAUGACGCCAUUCGCGCUCGUGAAGCAAGUGAAGCUCUUCUCCAGGCGGAGCGUGCAGCGAAUCGAGAGCUCUCCAAUGAGAUCAAUGCUCUGCGCAUACAACACGAAACGAGUGGAGCGGCGGAGCGGGCCAACACGCAUAUUUUGCAGUUUGAACUGGACCGUGCCAAGGUGUUGACUCGUCGCCUGCAUGAGGCUGAGCUCAAUGCCCAACGCCAGACCGUCGCUAUGGAACACACGGCGGAGCAGUUGAAGGCCAAGCUGGGUGCGUAUGAGUCCAUCGAGCAACAACUUGACGACGCGCUCCUCAAUGUGGCGUCAGCUGGCCAUGCCUCGGGUCCGCUUAUGAGUGAUCGGGCGGGCAUGCGUGCGGUUCAGCUGUCACGUGAGGUAUUGGCCCUCCGGAAAUCUCUCGGUGAAGCGCAGGCUGAAGCAGCGCGCAUGCGCACAGAACUUGAGACUAGCCAAAGUGCAGCGGCGGCUUUGGAGCAGCAGCUGGCUCAAAGCGACCAACCAUACCGCUAUCUCACAGCGCGACUCCGCGAGAAAGAUGCUUUGGUUACAGAAUUGCGACAAGAGAUUCAACGCUAUCAGGAAGACCUGCAAUUAGCCCAGGAGCAGCAGGUUCGUGUGUGUGUGUGUGUGUGUGUGUGUGUGUGUGUGUGUGUGUGUGUGUGUGUGUGUCGCUCUUGA